This is a messenger RNA of Anarrhichthys ocellatus (wolf-eel), 2178 nucleotides long. RefSeq names its product zinc finger protein 277 (gene znf277). The transcript has 12 exons. The record is from RefSeq and is a predicted model, not a curated record. The coding region runs from base 12 to 1328 and encodes 438 amino acids. Lineage: Eukaryota; Metazoa; Chordata; Actinopteri; Perciformes; Anarhichadidae.
UGACACCAAAGAUGGCCGCCUCUGACCGGAGUAGAGACGAUCAGGACAGCAUACUGGAGCCUCUGUGUUUCCCAGAGCACCCCCCCUCCUGCUCCAUCACUCCCAGUCUGCAGCCGUUGGGCGCUGAGCUGCUGGUGUGUCUCUUCUGCUCUGAGUCCGUCCCUCUGCAGCAGACAGACGUCCUCCUCAAACACCUGCUGCUGCAGCACAAGAUGGUCAUUGCUGACGUCAAGCUGGUCGCUGACCUCCCAAAGUACGCGUCCUACUGGAGGGGCAGGUUCUUGGAGCAGCCACUCACAGAUUUCUGCAGCGUCAUCAAGACCAACUCCACCGGGCCGGUCGAGAAGCAGGAGCACUACUUCCUGCUGUGUGACGUCCUUCCAGAGGACCGGACCCUCCGAGAGAAGCUGCAGCAGAAGAGACUGGAGGAGGUUCUGGAGCAGCAGCAGCAGGAGAGAGACGACAGCAGCUUCAGUCGACUCUGCAUGUUCUGCAGCGACGAGUUCACCGGAAACAGGUCGUCUCUGCUGAACCACAUGGCCAGAGAGCAUUCCUUCAGCAUCGGGCUGCCGGACAACAUCGUGUACUGCGACCAGUUUCUGGACACGCUGCAGAGCAAACUGGACGAUCUGCAGUGUUUGUACUGUGAGAAAAACUUCAGGGACAAAACCACGCUGAAGGAUCACAUGAGGAAGAAAGCUCACCGCCGCAUCAACGCCAGCAACCGCCUGUACGACCGCUUCUACAUCAUCAACUACCUGGAGCUGGGGAAGACCUGGGAGGAGGUGCAGAGUGAGGACGACCGGGAUCUGGUGGACGAGGAGGAGCAGGAUGAUUGGUCGGACUGGAGGGCUCAUCCGGUCUCUGCUGUUUGUCUCUUCUGUGAUCAUCAGUCUGAGACGAUGGAGCAGAUCUACACUCACAUGAAGGAAGCUCACGGCUUUGACCUCCACAAUCUGAGGACGGAGCUCAACCUCCGGUUCUACCAGCAGGUCAAACUGGUGAACUUCAUCCGGCGUGAGAUCCACCAGAGCCGCUGCUACGGCUGCCAGCAGAAGUUUGAGUCCAGAGACGACGUCAUCCGGCACCUCGAGGCCACCGGGCACGUGAUGAAGCUGCCGGACGCGUCGACCUGGAACCAGCCGCAGUAUUACUUCCCCACGUACGAGAACGACGCCCUCCUCUGUACGCUCUCUGACGACGACGACAACGAGACGAACCGCGGCGAGGACGUCCCGGUGAUCGCGGAGGACGUCUCCGACCUCAGAGCGCUGAGACGGACCAGCGUCCUCAACCAGCUGCUGAAGAGCCGGAGCUCCUGCAGCUAGUCCGGGGGGGGGACUGCCGAGGUUCUGGACACAUCUCUGUAUCGUUGUCCUGCAGAGGUCUCUGCACUUAAAGCAAACUGCUGAAAACUGAUGAUUCCACCCUGAACGUGCACUUUAAAAGGCUUCAGAGGCCUUCUCAGAAGUGCUGACUCAGCUUUAGUUCCUACUUAUUUCCAUUCAAGCAUCCGGAUGCAUGUUCACUGAUGUUAUGAGUUUGAGUCUUUUAAUCACUACUUCUUCUUCUUCAGUAGAUUAACGGUGCCGACAUGAAACUAAUAUUCAUGAUGAUGAGAACAAGACUUCAGUCACGUUUCACUUUGACGAUUUUCUGUUAAUUCAAUUAAACUUUUAUUAAUGUGUUAUUCCUCUUUGUCUUUGAGGACACAGUUUGUAGCAUUUUGAUGUGCAAAUUGUUCAUCAUUGUGACAUUUGUCAUGAAAACGUAACGUCACAUCUUCAGUUUAAUAAAAACGUGGCUUAGACAUUUACAUCCUGUGACUGUUGGUCACGUCGUUUUGAUAAAUUACAUUUCGUGAAGAAGCAUCAACAUUUCUGAUGGUUAACUUCAGUAUUUUAUCUUUUGCAUCAACAGGUUUUGUUUUAUUUUUGGUUUUUAUAUUUUCUUUGUUAAAGAGCUGCAGCACUGAGGAGGUUUGUAUUGUUCUUAUCUGUUUAACAUGCUGCUCACAGUCAGUUAACUACACAAAACUAACUGAACAGCUGGACGUGUGUGUGUGUGUGUGUGUGCGUGCUCCUCUGAAAGGCUGAUGAUAUAUUUCAUGUUCUGAGGUUGUCACUGUUUAAGCUCUAUAUGACACCAGCAUGUUUGCAUUAAAGCAACCAAACUAUA